UGUGACUGACCAGCGGUGCGUAAACGCUUAAUAUCUUAGCAUCUUCUUACACACUUGGGAAGAAAAAAUAACCAUGUAAACAUUUUGUAUAUAUAAUUUUGAGCUUUUCAACCAGGGUUGGAUUGUUUUCAUCCCGAGAGAGCUGUAGGGGGAGGAACGUAAAGAGGUGUUUACCAGGAAGAGUUGGUGACGAUCUGUGUGUGAGAGCCACCAUCAAGAGCCGGAAAAACAUACUUGGGUCUUUCAUUGCUGCUUUUUUUUCAGUUUUGUUCUUUUACACGAUUAACGGCGAAAAUCUGCCACACAUGGAGCCUCACCAGAUGUGUAUGGUAUUAGAAUAAAGUGCUUUUGAGACUCGAUGAUCAUUGUGAUGAAGGAUCGACUUCCUGAGCUGACUGCUAGCAGAACACCGCUGGAGGAAGAUGUUGCAGUCUCUGUAGACCGAGAUGGCUUCAUGGAGGGUUUUUUCAGGAGGGUGGAGGAAGUUAGAGGACUCAUUGAUAAGAUUUCCCAUCAAGUAGAAGAGGUGAUGAAGAUGCACAGCAUGAUCUUGUCUGCACCCCACUCAGAUGAAAGAACAAAGGAUCAACUCAAUGCGCUGACCAAUGACAUCAAAGGCAACGCCAACGUGGUGCGGACAAAAUUAAAAUCCAUCGAGCAAAGCAUGCCUAAAGACGACGCAGUUAACAGAGCCACUGUUGACUUCAGGAUCCAGAAAACACAGCACACCGUGCUGUCCAGGAAGUUUGUGGAAGUAAUGACCCAGUACAAUGAGACACAAGUUUCCUUUCGGGAGAGAAGCAAAGGGCGGAUCCAGAGACAACUGGAGAUAACUGGAAGAGUGACAACUAAUGAAGAACUGGAAGACAUGCUUGAAAGUGGAAUUCCAUCCAUCUUCACAUCUGAAAUAAUUUCUGACUCUCAGAUUACACGUCAGGCGGUAGAUGAGAUAGAGUCCCGACAUCAGGAUAUCAUACGGCUGGAAUCAAGCAUAAGAGAGUUACAUGCAAUGUUCAUGGACAUGGCAAUGCUGGUUGAAACUCAGGGUGAAAUGGUCAACAACAUUGAGAACAAUGUUUCCAAUGCAGCUGAAUACAUUUUUCGGGCUAAAGAAGAAACCAAAAAAGCAGUGCGAUACCAGAAAAAGUCCCGUAGGAAAUAUAUCAUCCUUGCCUUUGCUCUGCUGAUCCUGCUUGCUGUCAUUGCUUUGAUUGUUGGCUUAUCCGUUGGUUUAACCAAACCUCCUGCUUGAGAACUACUACGAUAACCGCAUGAGAUGCUCUGCCUUGCUGUGUGUGCGUGGAGCUGCAGGUGUCCUCAUUUUACUCAUUGCGCCUUCGGGUGAAGGAUUACAUAGGUCACAACCCCGGAGUAAUCUCUUGUUCCUGUAGUGAUAAAGCUUCCAAUAGCUUCAUCACACUACACUCAUCAUAACAUCAUUGCAGGGAGAAACAGAAUGAAUGAUAAGAUGUUCGGCCUGUCACCAUAACAAUAAUUUCUAGGAAAAUUAUCAUCUAGAAAAGUGUAGAGUGAAGAUCCCCAACACUCAUGCCAUUCAACUUCAAGACAAUAUACAACAAUUGUAAGUGAUGUGUGCCAGACUGUACAUUAAUGUCCUGCUGACUGUAAGACAACCAGGAAGCCAACACUUAAAACUAAAUGCUCCAUAUGCUCUCCUGAUAUUUUUGUAUAUGAAUUAUUUAUGUAAAACCAUGUAAACUGAAUGGAAGUACUAUAUCUCAGGACAUCAUUUGAUAGCUAUUUUAAAUUAAGGUUUUGUGUAAUAUUUUCCACUUGUGAUUGAACAUUAUCAUAUUCAUUAAACCACCACUUUAAUAUCUUAUCUACAAUAAAUUAUACAAUGAGCCUUCACUGUCCUUUU
Doryrhamphus excisus (bluestripe pipefish) is the source of this 1882-nucleotide messenger RNA. RefSeq names its product syntaxin 2b (gene stx2b). The record is from RefSeq and is a predicted model, not a curated record. NCBI's taxonomy places the organism in Eukaryota, Metazoa, Chordata, Actinopteri, Syngnathiformes, Syngnathidae. Gene Ontology annotation, cellular component: plasma membrane; presynaptic active zone membrane; synaptic vesicle. Gene Ontology annotation, molecular function: SNARE binding; SNAP receptor activity. Gene Ontology annotation, biological process: exocytosis; intracellular protein transport; synaptic vesicle fusion to presynaptic active zone membrane.